Molecule: messenger RNA, 505 nt
Organism: Oxyura jamaicensis (ruddy duck)
Lineage: Eukaryota; Metazoa; Chordata; Aves; Anseriformes; Anatidae
Product: integrin alpha-D-like
Exons: 4
Biological process (GO): cell-cell adhesion; cell adhesion mediated by integrin; cell-matrix adhesion
Cellular component (GO): external side of plasma membrane; integrin complex
Molecular function (GO): integrin binding
Source: RefSeq, a predicted model, not a curated record
GAUCCUGGUGGGCGCCCCCCUCCACCGCUCAGGGACGAUUUUCCGGUGCCGGCCGCGCUCCGCCAGCUGCCAGGAGUUGGACAUCCAUGGGUCGUCGGAGGCGGUCAACUCGUCCAUGGGGUUGACGGUGGCCGCGGGGGACAACGAGGCCCUGGUGUGCGGCCCCACGGUGCCCCAGGCCUGCGGGGAGAACGUCCACCUCAACGGCUUCUGCGUCCUCCUCGACGUCAACCUCCAGCAGCUCCAACGCAUCCCGGCCUCCCAACCAGGGUGCCCCAAACGUUCUUCAGACGUGGCGCUCCUCAUCGACGGCUCGGGGAGCAUCGACGAAGGGGAGUUCCAGACGAUGAAGACCUUCAUCGCCGAGGUGAUGAAGAGGUUCCAGGGCACCGACACGCAGGUACCGCCCGCGCCGGUGGCCCUUCAGGUUCUUCGUCCCCGUCGUGUCCUCCCGGGGUUCUUCUGCUCCUCUUGGCGUUGCGUGGGGGGGGGUCUUCGUGAUGGG